AUGGAGAGAUCCCGCCGCCUGCUGCUGGUGGCGGGCCUGCUGGCGGCGCUGCUGCCGGCGGCGGCGGCCGCCUUCGGGCCGCAGCCGGGGGCGCCGUGCGAGCCCACGCUGCUGGCGACGCAGGUGGCGCUCUUCUGCGCGCCCGACAUGCCCACGGCCCAGUGCUGCGAGCCCGUCGUCGCCGCCGUCGACCUCGGCGGCGGGGUCCCCUGCCUCUGCCGCGUCGCCGCGGAGCCGCAGCUCGUCAUGGCGGGCCUCAACGCCACCCACCUCCUCACGCUCUACGGCUCCUGCGGCGGCCUCCGCCCCGGCGGCGCCCACCUCACCGCCGCCUGCGAAGGACCCGCUCGCCCGCCCACCAUCGUCAGCAGCCCAGCAUCCCCGCCACAGUCGCCUCCUCCUCGCCGCAUGCAGCCACGUAAUCUCAUUGCCGAUCCAUGUAAUCUCUUCUUGCUCGCCAGACCGCUAGUGCGCACAUGCGCUAUAGUUGAUAGGAAUCCGCCGAAAGGGUGCUGCGUGAAUGUAGUUAAAAUCGUGGAGCGGGAUUGUCUGUGCUGA
Triticum aestivum (bread wheat) is the source of this 558-nucleotide messenger RNA. Its product is annotated as non-specific lipid-transfer protein EPAD1-like. The transcript is spliced from 3 exons. NCBI's taxonomy places the organism in Eukaryota, Viridiplantae, Streptophyta, Magnoliopsida, Poales, Poaceae. Bases 1 to 558 code for a protein of 185 amino acids. The record is from RefSeq and is a predicted model, not a curated record.